This is a messenger RNA of Benincasa hispida (wax gourd), 2020 nucleotides long. Its product is annotated as berberine bridge enzyme-like 21. The record is from RefSeq and is a predicted model, not a curated record. NCBI's taxonomy places the organism in Eukaryota, Viridiplantae, Streptophyta, Magnoliopsida, Cucurbitales, Cucurbitaceae. Gene Ontology annotation, molecular function: FAD binding; oxidoreductase activity.
CCCAAAGGAACCCAAUUUUUUUAUAAUUGGAAUUUGGACUUUUCGUGGUCAAGCGAAGAAAGUUUCAACUUUCAAGAAGAAAACCGCUUCCAUUUUCCAUCCAAUCUUUCUUAGCCAUAUAAAUCCAUGUCCCAUAACGCCAUUUUAAAUUAACAAUCCCAUUUCUAGCUCUAAGAUGACGCUUAAUCCUUUUAUUCCUCUUCUCCUCCUUCUCCUUCUACCUUUCUCUGCUCCUUCCGCCGCUGCGGAUUCCGUCUACACCACAUUUCUCCACUGUUUUGAAUCCAACUCCAACCCCUCUGAUGGAGUCUCCGCCAUUGUCUUUGCUCGUGAAAAUGCUUCUUACACUUCGGUUCUUAGGGCUUACAUCCGAAACGCCCGUUUCAACACCUCCUCUGCUCCCAAACCACUGAUAAUCGUCACUCCAUUGACCGAAUCCCAUGUCCAAUCGGCUGUGAUUUGCUCUAAGAAGCUCGGUAUUCAACUCAAAAUCCGAAGUGGGGGUCACGAUUACGAGGGCGUUUCCUAUAUUUCCGAAGUCCAGUUCAUCAUUCUCGAUAUGUCCAAUCUCCGGGCGGUUACCGUCGAUGUCGCCGACCAAUCGGCGUGGGUUCAAGCUGGAGCCACACUCGGUGAAGUGUAUUACAGAAUUUGGGAGAAAAGCAAGGUUCUUGGUUACCCGGCUGGUGUCUGUCCCACCGUCGGCGUCGGCGGUCACAUUAGUGGCGGCGGCUAUGGCAACAUGCUCCGGAAGUACGGACUCACCGUCGACCAUAUUCUCGAUGCUCGGAUUGUCGAUGUGAAGGGCAGAAUCCUCGAUUCCAAAUCCAUGGGGGAGGAUCUUUUCUGGGCCAUCAAGGGCGGCGGCGGAGCCAGUUUUGGCGUUGUCCUCGCCUACAAGAUCCGGCUGGUUCCAGUGCCGGAGACGGUCACCGUCUUCCGAGUUGAAAGAACCAUCGAACAGAACGCCGCUGACUUAGUCGUCAGAUGGCAAGAAGUGGCUCCGUCCACCGACGAGAAUCUGUUCAUGAGGCUACUUUUACAGCCAGUUUCCAGUAAAGUGAAGAAGGGGACUCGAACAAUCAGAGCCACCGUCAUCGCCUUGUUCCUCGGGAAAUCGGAAGAACUCGUGUCCUUACUGGGAAAAGAAUUCCCCGAAUUGGGUUUACAGAAGGAGAAUUGUACUGAAAUGAGCUGGAUCGACUCUGUUCUCUGGUGGGGUAAUUUCGAUAUCGGAACUUCACCGAAAGCUCUACUCGAUCGGAAUAUCGAUUCAGCAGGGUUUCUGAAAAGGAAAUCGGAUUACGUUCAGAAACCCAUUUCCAGAGAUGGGUUGGAUUGGUUGUACAAGAAGAUGAUCGAAAUCGGCAAAACAGGGCUGGUGUUCAACCCAUACGGCGGAAAGAUGAGCGAAAUUCCAUCAACAGAAACCCCAUUUCCUCACCGAGCAGGAAAUUUAUACAAAAUCCAAUACUCGGUGAACUGGAACGAAGCGGGGCCGGAAGCAGAUCAGGAAUUUGUGAAGCAAAUAAGAAGGCUGUACAGUUACAUGACCCCAUUUGUUUCAAAGAAUCCAAGGCAAUCGUUCUUGAACUACAGAGAUUUGGACAUUGGGAUCAACAACAAUGACAAGAACAGCUUUGAAGAUGGAAAAGUUUAUGGGUUCAAGUACUUUGGGGAGAAUUUUGAGAGACUAGUGAAGGUGAAGACGGCUGUGGAUCCAGAGAAUUUCUUCUGGAAUGAACAGAGUAUUCCAACUCUUUCAAGGCUGCAUUCUGGGGCAACUGCUUGGUCAAUUUGCAGCUUAUGCACAGUGGGGGUGUUGAUGCAUUUCUUUGCUUAAAAAGGGGAAUUGGUAAAGUUUCAAUAUUUCAGGCCCUUAAGGGCCAAUGCUCAUUGGACAUUGCCCUUAAGAGCCAAUUUAUUUUGGAAGAAUGAUCAUAGGUAACCAGUUACUAGCACUUGGUAGGAAUUUCUUGUUACCACUUUUGACAUCCAAGAGAGAUUAUGGGAUAGACAA